Anopheles stephensi (Asian malaria mosquito) is the source of this 2986-nucleotide messenger RNA. RefSeq names its product intraflagellar transport protein 74 homolog. Gene Ontology annotation, cellular component: intraciliary transport particle B; cilium; centrosome. Gene Ontology annotation, molecular function: beta-tubulin binding. Gene Ontology annotation, biological process: cilium assembly; intraciliary transport involved in cilium assembly. NCBI's taxonomy places the organism in Eukaryota, Metazoa, Arthropoda, Insecta, Diptera, Culicidae. The record is from RefSeq and is a predicted model, not a curated record. The transcript has 5 exons. The coding region runs from base 963 to 2840 and encodes 625 amino acids.
GUUCAAAAGUCCUUUUGACGGUUUUGGCGGAAUCCGGAGAGCUCCGAUUUUUUUGGAAUCGAUUCUGAAGAGUAGGUCAAUUUCGAAAGCGCAAUAAAACGUCAAUAUUUAAUCAACCAAAAAUCAUCAGUUUGUAUUUUUCUUGCAUUUUUUAAAAAAUAAAAGUAAUGAAUAUUAAUAAACAAUUAAAAAUUCAAUCCCGGAAUAGGAAUCGGAUUCGGAACCGGAUCCGGAAUCGGAUUCGGAACCAAGUAGUUCUGAUUCCUAGCGCCCAUCAAUAGAAUACCUAUGGGUCUUGUUCCUAUCUAUUUUCGGGAUCGGAAUUAAUUAAUCGAACAUUAGAAUUAAUCGUUAGUAGUAGUGUAACUGCUAGUGCUAUGUUAGCAGUGUAUUGUAACACGCGUAUAGUAGUUUAGUGUGUAGUGUGUGUCGUAACACGCGCGGUGCGUGCGUAAGACGUAUGAAGGAGGGUUUACACGUCAUCACAUAUCCAUUGGAUCCACCAGACAUGCUUUGUGUAUAAGAACGGUUUAGCUUUACAGGCUGAGUCGUCCGGGGACAUUUUAAUGGCAUGAAUAGCUCCAGUGUAGAAAAAUGACACUAUAUUUAAUUGUUUCAAGUGGUCUCUUUCUUAAAAACAUAAAAAAAAAAAGAUUAAAACCAUUGUCUUAAACAUUGUUUUUUCGUAAAGUAAUUCGGCGUAAACUUUUGCUACAGAAAGGAACAUAUUGUAAUGUAAGAUUAAUAGUUAACAUGAAUUCAAAUAUUAGUCAAACAUUCAUUCAAUAUUCAAAUAUUGAAAACGACCUACCGUUUAUGCCAAAAACAAAAAAUGGAAUACGCGUAACCAAGGCAACCGAUGCAGGCCAACGAGCCAAACAUAGUUACGAUUCCAGUUACGUGGUUCGAUUCGGACUGGAUUUUCGCCAAAGUUGCAAUAUAAAUAUCACUUCUGGGUAUUCAUGGAAGACGUCAACAAUAACUCUUCGGCACGAUCCUAUCCAGAUCGUCCAGCAUCAAGAAGAGGGUUGGGAUCUAGCGCCAAUCUAAGAGCAUCGAACAACUCUGGCAAUUCGGCAACACCAAGUCCUGUUGCCAUCAUACGACCCGGAACAGCUAUGAAACCACCUUCAGCGUUACGGAGUGGAACUGCAAGUAGACUACUGGCAAACAAUGGAAUUCCCAUCGGUUCAUCAACAUCUCAGCGCAUUGGGACAGCUUUAGGAAACGCUGGAAAUAGAAUGGCUGAACGACCGAUAACACAGCAUGGCAUUAGUGGUCUCGCCACAUCCUAUGGUCGGCUAGGAACUGCGGCCAGUAGUAAUCGUCAAAUUAAAGACAAGCGCUACUGGCAUGCGGUAUUGCAAAGCAAAAUACAAGAAAUCAACCAAGAAACGACCAAAUUGUUGAAAGAGAAAAAGUUUCUCGAUCGCGAACGAUCGGCACGGAAGCUGUACGAAAAACGGGUCAAAGAGGCGGCCAAGGAACUGACAAACUUACAGUCUACCCUAACGUCCAUGAAUCUGGCGUUGGACAACUGUACCUCGGGUAUGACGCGCCAGCAUCUGUUGAAUGAAACUGUAGCACUGCGGGAACGCAACGAACACAUUCAGGAACAGUUGGAGCUGAUCUUCAAACAGCGGCAACAGAAGGACAACGAAAACAAGGAGCUUGACAGGGAAACUGAGAAGGAGAAAAAUAAGGUGAUUGAAAUGAUAAACUCACUUCCUGAGGAAGAUCAACACAAGUAUCGAGAAUACCAAACGCUGUCGGAAAACCUUCGCAAGCAGAACGCCAUUUACCACACCCAGAUUAGUGAGAUGGAGAAGCAAAAGGAGCGAUUGAAUACGAUGAUUAUGAACUCGCAGACCCGUUCCGAGGCGCAUCGCCUUAAAUCGAAGCUGAAGGAACUGCUCAACAAGCGGAACGCUUUGCGCGAGGAGGAAAACAACCGUCUUUCGCCGGCACAGGAGCGCGAAAAACUGAUCAACGAUGUACGCUCGAACAACCAGGCACUGGCCAGCAUUGGGAAGCAGCUGAAAAUUGUUGAAGACCAAUUGAUUGAGAAGAAGGAAACGUUGCAGCAGAUAGACCAAGAUCUGGAGGAAGGCAACUCGGAACGGCACGUCAAGUACAAGGAGCUCAAGAAACGUGACGAAGUAAUGUCGUCAUUCAUGGACAGUUUUAAGAGUAACAUGAAUCUGGAACAGCAAUGCAUAGAUACUUUGAAGAACCAAAUCACGUACGCUAUUGAGCAAAUUACAUUGCAAGGCAUCAACAUGAAAGGGGUCGGAUACGAUAAACUCGAGGGUGGAUUUACGUCUAAAAAUGAUCUCAACUCCCACUCCGGAUUGAUCAAGGAAUAUAAAAAGCUUGGCAUCCAACUCAAGCAGCUGCAAAUACUGGAAAAACGGACAAUGCAGCAGGUGAAUGCUCUACGGCAGGAAGAAACAGAGGCACUGCAGAACAUUCAAAAGUACGCCAACUUGGAGGUGCCUCGUGCGGAUGCAAUUGUGAAAAUGAACGACCUUACAGCAGUACUGCAAGAAAUGGAAGAUAAGAAACGUGUCACGGAGAAUGUGGUCGAAGAGGCACGCAACCGUAACCAUGAGAUAAAAUUCAGCCUCAAAAGUAACGACACAUACCGGCAAAUAUCGCAUCUGGAAGAUAAGCUGGUCGAUUUAAUGAAGGAAAGUAAAACGCUCCAGGAAGCGAUCAAUCAUAUGCAGCAGGAAAAUAACUACACAACAACACGUUCGGAAGUCCAUGAUUUAGUGAACCAACACAACACACUUUUAAGCAGUGAAAUGGAGAGUAUUUCUGCGAAUCGUGUGAUUUAAAUUGAGAUGCACAUUUUGGUAAGUAUCCAGUUGAGUGUUACUGACUACGUGCACACAGCAUGGACGAGCAGCGAGCAGUAUAUGGGAAGAUGCCGAUUUGGUUAUUAUAAAUACUAACCAUAAAAUAAAAACAAACCAUAACCAUA